AUGCACAUUGCUUUCUCUAUGAAAGAACUUGGAGAUAUAUCCUAUUUUCUUGGGAUAUCAGUUCAUUCUACUUCUCAAGGAUAUUUUCUCUCCCAGCAAAAGUAUGCUACUGAACUACUUCAGCGAGUUGGGAUGGUUGAGUGCAAGCCUUGUUCUACUCCAUUGGUCCUUAAAUCCUCUCACUCCUCUUCUUCAGAUGACUUGCCUUACUCUAAUCCUUCUUUUUACAAGAGUUUGGUAGGUGCUCUCCAGUAUCUGACCAUUAUAAGACCUGAUUUGGCCUUAGCUGUCAACCAAGCUUGUCAGUAUAUGCAAGCUCCUACACUUGGCAAUUUUGUAAUGGUUAAACGGCUCUUGAGAUAUGUCGAGGGUACCCUUCAUCAUGGUCUCACUUUCAGUCCUGGACCCUUUAGUCUUCAUGCAUAUUCUGACUCUAAUUGGGUAGGAGAUUAUGUUGACAGAAGAUCCACUUCUGGAUUCUGUGUCUUUUUAGGUCCAAAUUUAAUUUCUUGGUCUACCCGGAAGCAGCCCACAGUUUCAAGAUCAUCUACCGAAGCUGAGUACAGAUCUAUGGCCAACACUGCUACUGAAUUGGUUUGGUUGCAGCAACUUCUCAAGACUUAUUUGUUCCUAGCUAUUCUCCUCUGGUUCUUUGGUGUGACAACAUUUCUGCAAUGGAACUGGCUUCUAAUCUUGUAUUCCACUCUCGCUACAAACAUAUAG
Messenger RNA from Camellia sinensis, 723 nucleotides. The record is from RefSeq and is a predicted model, not a curated record. Lineage: Eukaryota; Viridiplantae; Streptophyta; Magnoliopsida; Ericales; Theaceae.